This is a messenger RNA of Aspergillus versicolor CBS 583.65, 1230 nucleotides long. Its product is annotated as PCI domain-containing protein. Gene Ontology annotation, cellular component: cytosol; COP9 signalosome. The record is from RefSeq and is a predicted model, not a curated record. The transcript has 2 exons. Bases 1 to 1230 code for a protein of 409 amino acids. NCBI's taxonomy places the organism in Eukaryota, Fungi, Ascomycota, Eurotiomycetes, Eurotiales, Aspergillaceae.
AUGCCAUCGCAGAAUAUAAUAUCCGCCUUGGCGGAGAUAGAAUCAUCCGCAAACUCCCAGAACAAGCUCCAACUUUACAAUGAUCUCCUCUCGGAAACCGUGUCAACAUCCCCCGAAUCCGAACUGGCCGAUGACCUCGUCUACUACCUUGAUUCUGUCCUAAGCGAAGACCUCAGCAUUGUUGCUUCCCGUCCUAUCCUUGAUUCAUUUAUUGCGACGCUACGGAAGCUGUCCUCCGAGACCCAGGUCAAAGUCGGCCAACAUGCCGUGACCCUUCUUCAGUCCCGAUCUACAUCCGUCGAGGAACAGGACGCUCAGAUCCGCGAGAUCCUAGCAGAUGCAUACGAGGAAGAGGAGGAAUAUAUUGCGGCUGCAAAGGCUCUUCAGGGUAUCCAUAUCGAUAGUUCACAGCGGUUAGUCUCCGACUCAGCCAAAGUGCGAUUAUGGAUCCGCAUUGUGCGGCUAUAUCUCGAAGAAGACGACACGACAAGCGCCGAAGCAUUUCUCAACCGUAUCAAGAACUUGCCGAGUAAGAUCGAAGAUCAUGAGUUGAAGCUUCAUUUCCGACUUUCGCAGGCUCGAAUCCAAGACGCCCGGAGACGCUUUUUGGACGCUAGUCAGGAAUACUUCGGGGUCAGUCUUGCCACUGGUGUUGAUGAAAGUGAUCGACUACAGGCCCUUGCCGCCGCGAUUAGGUGCGCUGUGCUUGCCCCGGCAGGUCCCCAACGCUCCCGGACCCUCGCUACAUUGUACAAGGAUGAUCGAGCUACCUCCGUUGAGGAAUUUGGGAUUCUGGAGAAAAUGUUCCUUGAUCGUCUUUUGAACCCUGAAGAGGUAGCCGCGUUUUCGCAGCGUCUGGCACCUCACCAGCUCGCACAGACUGCAGACGGAACAACCGUGUUGGAUAAAGCGGUUGUAGAGCACAAUCUAGUCGCCGCUAGCAAGCUCUACGAGAACAUCAAGACCGACGCGCUGGGCGCCAUUCUCGGACUUCAGGCGAGCGGGGACCUAACCGCGGGUGAGAAGGCGGAAGCGUACGCAGCUCGUAUGGUGGAACAAGGCCGUUUAAGUGGGAGUAUAGACCAGAUCGAUGGUAUCAUCUACUUCGAAUCAAGCACGACUGCCACAGGUCGUCACAUUCGACAGUGGGAUGCUGGCGUGCAGGGGCUUUCAGAAGGAGUGGAGCGGGUAGCCACAAACAUAGCCGAGGGACUUCCGAUGGUUCGGUGA